Molecule: messenger RNA, 1540 nt
Organism: Drosophila busckii
Lineage: Eukaryota; Metazoa; Arthropoda; Insecta; Diptera; Drosophilidae
Gene: Polr1E
Exons: 3
Coding region: 48-1217 (389 amino acids)
Biological process (GO): nucleolar large rRNA transcription by RNA polymerase I; transcription elongation by RNA polymerase I; RNA polymerase I preinitiation complex assembly
Cellular component (GO): RNA polymerase I complex
Molecular function (GO): DNA binding
Source: RefSeq, a predicted model, not a curated record
UCUACACGUGCGAUUUAAGCGACAGCGUUUUUUAAUUUGUACAAAACAUGGAUGAAAAAACGUUAAUAGAAACCGUUUACGAACACAAACGAGAUGAAUAUCCACCUACGCUGGUGAAUUUUCAGAAUGGCUCAUUAGAAAGCAAUGCCGAUUACAGUGUGAUAGAGUCCAAGCGUAGCCGGAAUUCACGCAAACGCUCACUGGUUCUGGCAGGCGAAAGUAUUUAUUUGGGAGACUUGCAUGAACAGAAUAAUAGCCAAGAAUAUGACACUUAUAUAUGCAUACGCAACAAGUCCAGCAACAAGGCGAAAUUAAUACCCGUAAACCAAGCGCUACUAUCUAAUAAUAUAUACGAUAAUGUUGCAUUAAGCAAACAAACUGUACUGAGCAAAGAACAUGCCGCAAAAAAACUGCUCAAGGAAUUUGGUGGACGCAAGGCCUCACGCUAUGUGGCCAAUCGUGAACAGAUGAUGGUCAAUGUGGAUGUGGUGCGUAGGGAUCUAGACGAAACAGUACAGAGUUCUGCACAGCAUGAAGUUGACGAUGAGGAAGACGACACUUUGGCUGACGUAAGCACUAGCAAUGUGGAGUAUCUGGCCAGCAUAGUGCCGAAGUUUGAUAAGGCAGCAACAAAAGUAAACGAAGUUUAUGAUGUAGAGGAUGUGGUCCCGCGUGCGCUCCUCGAGCGUCUAGACGAAGAAGCCAAGAGCGUAUUUGCCGCACCGCUGGAUUCGCUGCCCAUUGAAUCAGAUUAUUUGCGCGAGUGCAUUAAGCGCUUGCAGGAGAAAGCAGUUACCUCCAAGCUGGACUAUUUGCACAUUAAGCUAAUAAUCUACAUGGAUGCUUUACAGUCUUUGAUAGCGCUACGCAAGCGACAAAUGAAAUAUGUUGAACUGUCGCGCAUAUCGGAAAAAGUUGAGAAUGAUAUACGGCAACGCUUUGCGGAUCCUAAUUUGGUCAAGUCUUGCUCGCGCACCACAUUCAGCACAGAAAAGGCACUCACGCAUUUUAUUGUCCUGGCCUUGCUCAUCAGCGACAAAUACGAAGUGGACGUUAAUGAACUAUCUCGUAUUUUGCGCACAUCCAAGCAGCGUAUAAAAACUUAUGCCCAUAUUGUAAAUGCGCGACCAAAGUCUCGCUCGGAUGUGCUAUCCUUGCGUUUGCCCAGUACAGUGCCACCAUUAGCAACUGGCAGACGUUUCCAACGCAAAAAGUAAUUGCGUGCUUUUACCCUAUAUCGAUGAUUGCAGCGGCAUCGAUUAAACAAUUUAGGGGGCACAUAGUGGUUGAACUCAAGGACGUUUCUAUGUUUACAUUAAUUUUAUUUAGAUUUUAAUUUGAAAUUUGUGAGUAACCUUUUAACGUUUCUAUGUUAGUCAUAAAACUCACAAAUAAAAAUAAUACAUGAAUAAUAUUUCGUUAUUUUUUUCUUUCUUUUCAUAUUGCUAAACAAUUGGAAAUUUAGCUGCAAGUAUCGACAAUGCUUGGCUCGUCGUCGUUGUUUGUAGUUAGUUCAAAAAAUAUGUUGAACCCAUUUUGG